This is a messenger RNA of Anopheles maculipalpis, 507 nucleotides long. RefSeq lists its product as uncharacterized. The coding region runs from base 1 to 507 and encodes 168 amino acids. NCBI's taxonomy places the organism in Eukaryota, Metazoa, Arthropoda, Insecta, Diptera, Culicidae. The transcript has 3 exons. The record is from RefSeq and is a predicted model, not a curated record.
AUGUCUAAAUCGCUAGUGAAAAAAGCAUUUGCAUUAGCGGAGCAAGAGCUUGCAUCUUCAUCGAAACACAAAGCAGAUGAAAAAGCGACGAAACGAAAAGCAAGCGCCUUCGAACUGAUACCACGACACCAGCAACUUGUGAAAUUGGUUGGCAAGAAGGGAAAUAAGGUAGAGAAAGAUUUGGUUCGCCGCCGGGAGAAGCUUACCGUCACGGACGUCCGGAAACAGAUUGCAAAUCGGCGUGACCCUACAGACGAUAAUAUUAAAAAACUGCUUAUGCUAACCACCUCCAACCUGGAUGAUGUAUCACGUGAAACGAUCCUGAAACGUGCCCGCACUGGUCAUUACGUAUCGCGAGUACGUGUGCCAAAAACGAACCGAAACAAAUACGGGUCCACGAUGUCAGAAGAAGAUGAGCAAGGUGCUGCAAAUCACAGUGUAUUUACGGAUGAAGAUUUCGCUAACUUUGCAAAGGAGCUUGAAACUAGCGCACUAUUGCAGAAAUAA